Chanos chanos (milkfish) is the source of this 2936-nucleotide messenger RNA. RefSeq names its product zinc metallopeptidase, STE24 homolog (gene zmpste24). Bases 227 to 1633 code for a protein of 468 amino acids. Gene Ontology annotation, biological process: CAAX-box protein processing. Lineage: Eukaryota; Metazoa; Chordata; Actinopteri; Gonorynchiformes; Chanidae. Gene Ontology annotation, molecular function: metalloendopeptidase activity. The transcript is spliced from 10 exons. The record is from RefSeq and is a predicted model, not a curated record.
GAAGUCAAAGAACAUGAGCUGUCAUUGUCAGUAUAGCACGAUAUCUCUUUACUUUGUCCAGUGCGCUUUAUAGCUAAUACUUAUAUGAAAUAAACACAGAAUUCACAACGCCAGCUUUCUGUAUAUAGGAAAAUAGCGAACAGGACUGUCGGCGUGGUUGAAGAGUCGCCAAUUAGCGAGCUAGCUGCCGACAUUAGCUAGCCUGCUACAAAACUCAGUCGAAAAAAUGUUGCAAGCAAUAUAUGAGUUACCCGUGGAAGAUAAGAUAUUUUAUGCUGUCCUGGCGUUCUCAUGGACUGUUUAUCUCUGGGAGGCAUAUCUUGCCUUCAGACAGCGGAAAAUAUACAGAUCUACCAAACAUGUUCCUAUGGAACUGGGAAAGAUAAUGGACACAGAGACUUUUGAAAAAUCACGCCUCUAUCAACUGGACAAGAGCAAUUUCAGUUUCUGGUCGGGACUGUAUUCAGAAACGGAGGGAACGCUUAUCCUUGUCCUUGGAGGAAUUCCAUUCCUCUGGAGGGUCUCAGGGGCCAUCACAGCACGUUUUGGUCUGGGGCCUGAAUAUGAGAUAUCUCAGUCUUUGAUCUUUUUGAUGCUGGCGACUUUGUUCAGUGCUCUCACUGGGCUUCCCUGGAGCCUUUACAGCACCUUUGUUAUCGAGGAGAAGCAUGGCUUCAACCAGCAGACCUUAGGGUUCUUCAUGAAGGAUGCUCUGAAGAAGUUUGUAGUGACUCAGUGUAUUCUACUCCCGGUUACUUCUCUGCUCCUCUACAUCAUUAAAAUUGGUGGUGACUAUUUUUUCAUCUAUGCCUGGCUCUUCACACUAGCAGUUUCUCUGGUGCUGGUGACUAUCUAUGCUGACUACAUUGCUCCCUUGUUUGAUAAAUUUACUCCUCUGCCUGAAGGAGAGCUGAAGGCUGAGAUCGAGAGCAUGGCCAAGUCCAUCAAUUUCCCCCUCACUAAAGUCUAUGUAGUAGAAGGUUCCAAGAGAUCUUCCCACAGUAAUGCUUACUUCUACGGCUUCUUCAAAAAUAAGCGCAUUGUCCUUUUUGAUACUCUUCUGGAGGACUACUCCCCCUUAAACAAGACUGGAGACGCAGAAGCUGAACAAGGAGAGGAGAAUGAUGUAGUGGGUGAAAACAAGGCCAAGCCAAAGACGAACAAGAAGCAAGGUUGCAAUAACUCAGAGGUUCUUGCAGUUCUUGGUCAUGAGCUGGGACAUUGGAAGUUGGGCCACACAGUCAAGAACAUUGUCAUUAGUCAGAUGAACUCCUUCCUGUGCUUUUUUCUCUUUGCGGUCCUCAUUGGUCGGAAAGAGCUCUUCCUUGCUUUUGGUUUCUAUGACAGCCAGCCCACUCUGAUUGGUCUGAUGAUCAUUUUUCAGUUCAUCUUCUCUCCAUACAACGAGUUGCUGUCCUUUUGUCUGACAGUUCUGAGCCGUAGAUUUGAGUUUCAAGCAGAUGCUUUUGCUCGUGGCAUGGGAAGAGCUUCUGAGCUUUACUCUGCUCUGAUCAAACUCAACAAGGACAACCUGGGUUUCCCUGUGGCUGACUGGCUCUUCUCCAUGUGGCACUACUCUCACCCUCCCCUUCUCGAGCGACUGAGAGCCUUAGGAGGCCCAAAGCAGGACUGACGGCCUGAAAAGGGAGGGCCACGAAUACAGGCCCUCCCAAAAGGUCUCCGCCGACCUCUGCUGGCCCUCUGAAAAAUAACUUUCUCUCUCUUUCUCUCUUUUCUUUCCCUCAUGCUACACCCCCCUCCCCCAACCCCUGGCUCUCUUUUCCUUUUUGUGGCUCCCAUCUUUUCUCAGUGAUUUUUGUAGUUUAUUCAGACUUGCACAAAGCCAAAUGUGAAAGCAGAAUUCCGCAGACAAUUGAUCCCAACACACUGCUGACUUACAUAAUAGUAGUGUUUGUUGGUUCACAAACAUUUCUGACAACAUAGGUUGCCUUUUUCAAGAAUUCUUUGUGAAUCAGUGAGGUUUAAUUUAGUCUUUUGUUUAUGAAAAAUGACCCUCAUCUCCUGUCAGUCAGUGCAUUCCCAAUUUUAUUUAUCAAUUUUCCAAAACUGCAUUGCAGUUUUAAUGUCCUUACAUGUAACCAGUGUAUGGUGCACUUAAAAAGUGGGCUUUGUGCACCAACCAAUAAUAGAAAAUAAUAAAUAGCGUAAAUGAACCUUCAGACUGACCAGUGUACUUUGAAUAUCUACUUAGUACACUGAGCAGAAUUAGAAUAUUUUUGUGUUUGGUAGAAUGAAAAAAGGGCUUGUAAAGUGCCCUAUGACCUAGGACCUUUGGAUCUCUAAGUCUCCUAUUUUGUUGAGGAUAAAUACCACUUAAUUGGUCUUUCACACCAGAAGGGCAGUGAUCAAUGAUGUUAGCUUAAAUGUAAUGACAGGGCCAAUUAAAGCAAUUCGGAAAGAAUUGCAAUUAAUUUUCACAUACUUGUUCCACAGUAAUUUGUUCUUUGUUUUGUAUACUGUUAACAAAAGGGUCAGAUCAUAUUUGUAAAUAUAUAAUUUUUCAUGAUUUAAGAACAAGCAUAAUGGAAAAUGUGUCUGAGAACGUGUUUGAAAUAUUUAAAGAAUGGUUAGGAAUUCUCUGAGAAAGAUUUGUCAUUGUUUCGUUUCUUUUUCAUGCUCAGUGCCUGUGUUUGUACACAAGAGUUCAUUUGGAGGAAUGUGAGUGUUCUAAGUAAGUCUGAGAGUAGCUGUCGUUGACCCGCGGUCUGCAACUCAAGCACUGGUUGUGGCUUGAUUCAGCUUGUCAGUGUGCGGUUGUACAUACCAGUCUGUGAGAGUGGAUGUUGCAGCGCUUAGGCUUUUGCAGCAAUGGUUCCCCAUCGGAAAUUACCCUGUGCAGUAUGUGGUUUGCAGUGUUUGAAGUGACAUUGAAAUGUACUUUUCUUGCAUCAUUGUGAAUAAAGCUUUCACAUCAU